Messenger RNA from Mizuhopecten yessoensis (Yesso scallop), 1079 nucleotides. RefSeq names its product serine protease inhibitor dipetalogastin-like. The transcript has 9 exons. Bases 156 to 959 code for a protein of 267 amino acids. Gene Ontology annotation, molecular function: protein binding. Lineage: Eukaryota; Metazoa; Mollusca; Bivalvia; Pectinida; Pectinidae. The record is from RefSeq and is a predicted model, not a curated record.
AUUUAGUUGUGGACGCUGGUCAGACAAUGUACCCUCCGGCCAGAACAUAAACAGCAGCUGUUGACCGUUUAGCCGGUAUAUAAAUAAGUUUAAUUAAUGAUGCGGUUAUCAUUUGAGCAACUGUCGCCUGCCUGUUGAAACCUUGCAAUAUCAAUAUGAGGUGUGACAUCAGGAAAUAUACGCUACUUCCGGUAGCGAUCUUAUUUGUGACGUUUUGUCUGGUGCCGGGAACAAACGCCGAUUCCUGUCUGUUUACAUGCCUGGAGAAGAACUGUACAUUCGGAUACCUUCCGUUCGGAUGCCCUCGUUGUCAGUGUGCCCCGGAUCCAUGCCUGUUCACAACGUGUCCCCAAGGUUUCCGUUGCGAGGCUAUCCAGUCGGCGUGUCCCAGCGGCCUACAAUGUCCCAAGGUAGCCAGGUGUGUCGCUGACCCCUAUAACGGAGAACAGCCGUGCGCAUGCCGAGAGGAAUUCGCACCAGUGUGCGGAGUGGACGGUCUCAACUACCCGAACACGUGCAUCAUGUUAUGUUCAGGGAUGCUGAAGGUGUCUGAUGGGUUCUGUCGAUGUAACUGUCCCCAGAUGUACGCCCCAGUCUGUGGUACCAACAACGUAACGUACGAGAACGACUGUUUUCGGGAUUGUCAGGCUAUUUUCGACAGCCGCAUCUUAAAACAGCAUGAAGGUGUUUGUGAGUGCGUCUGUCCUCAGUCAGAAAAUCCCGUAUGUGGACGUGACGGUAAAACCUAUCUCAACGAUUGUGUCCGGGCCUGCGCCGGUGUCCCUAAAAGCUCGUCAGGCUCGUGUGAUUGUUUGAGUAAGUGCGAUGCUCUCUAUUCGCCUGUGUGUGGGUUUGACGGUCUCACGUACACCAACGACUGUUUCCGCCAAUGCUCUGGGGUAGGGCUGUUUUCAAAUAUGGCCUGUCCUUGGAACCGCCGCAGGCGAUCACAGCUCUGAUGUUAGGGCCUCAUUGGACUAGGGGAGAUAACCGUGACAACUGGAUUGAUACCGUCUUUGUAAUUCCUAGCAUUUGAAAUUUUUGAAAUAUCAUUGAAUAAAACACGAAAUGUCUUAUCG